Molecule: messenger RNA, 3155 nt
Organism: Salvia splendens (bonfire salvia)
Lineage: Eukaryota; Viridiplantae; Streptophyta; Magnoliopsida; Lamiales; Lamiaceae
Product: protein TRANSPARENT TESTA 9
Exons: 21
Coding region: 315-2846 (843 amino acids)
Biological process (GO): regulation of autophagosome maturation; vacuolar transport; endosomal transport
Cellular component (GO): Golgi apparatus; late endosome
Source: RefSeq, a predicted model, not a curated record
UCGGCACAAGCACAGACUAUCCGAUGAUGAUCUCCCCAACCCCACACCAUCUAUGAUCUAUCGAUUAAUUAAUUCUACCGUCGCCUUUCUGGAUAUUCUUUUUACUAGUAUUUCAUUUCAUUUGAUUCAUUGCUUCUUGGCGCUUCUUAAUUUCCGGUCGAAGCAAUCGCAAACCCUAACCUCCCUUUCUCGAUAGCCUUCUCCUCUAAUUGUUUCCCAUUGCCAUUUUGUCCGAGGUUGCAGAAUUAUUGGGAUCCUGAGGAUAAUUUUUGAUGCCGCACUGAAGUAAUCGGUGAUCGCUACCUCUUUAAAGGAUGUGGUUUUCCUUUUGGCGAUCCAGGGAUAGACUGUCGUUAGAUGAACUCAGAUUCAUUGUUGAUCAACUGAUAAAAGUUCAAGUCGUAAAUGAGGUUAACAAAGAGUUUGUUAUUGAGGCUUUGAGAUCUAUUGCGGAGUUGAUAACAUAUGGUGACCAGCAUGAUGCUGCCUAUUUUGAGGUUUUCAUGGAGAAGCAGGUCAUGGGCGAGUUUGUACGCAUAUUAAGAAUAUGUAAAUCUCUGAUCGUCUCACGCCAGCUAUUGCAGACAAUGAGCAUAAUGAUCCAGAACCUGAAAAGUGAUCAUUCCAUAUACUAUAUGUUUAGCAAUGAACAUGUUAACUACCUCAUUGCAUAUCCUUUUGACUUCAGAAAUGAAGAGUUGUUAUCUUACUACAUAUCCUUCCUAAGAGCGAUAAGUGGGAAGUUGAACAAGGAUACAAUUUCACUCCUUGUUAAGACAGAAAGUGAGGAAGUAGUUGAUUUCCCUCUUUAUGUUGAGGCGAUACGGUUUGCAUUUCAUGAAGAAAGUAUGAUCCGAACUGCUGUUCGUGCUUUAACCUUGAAUGUUUAUCAUGUUGGAGAUGACACUGUAAAUAGAUUUGUAUCCAAGGCCCCACAUUCAGAUUAUUUUGUGAACUUGAUCGAAUUUUUUCGAGAUCGGUGUAUCCAUUUGAACUCAAUUGUUUCAAAUGCUAAAAAGAGCCGAAGUGCAGAACUUUCGUCUUCCAUUCUUUCUGCUGUUGACGAGAUUGAAGACAAUCUCUAUUAUUUUAGUGAUGUUGUUUCUGCUGGAAUCCCUGAUGUUGGGAGGUUGAUAAUGGACAAAGUUCUGAGGAUUCUGAUAUUUCCGUUGAUCUUCCCAUCCUUUAGUAGGACUGAAGCAGUCAAAGAAUCAAGUCUUGGGGCCGUCACUUCUUUAUAUUUACUUUGUUGCAUUCUGCGCAUAGUAAAAAUCAAAGAUCUGGCAAAUAUUGUUGCUGCUGCUCUUAUAUGUUAUCCAGAUAUCUUUCCUGAGAGUUCGGAGGCUAAGCUCAACGGUAAUCUGCCGAGCCAUGCUUCUUCAGAUGUACAAAGCCAAAAUAAUGACGCAAGCAGUCAAAAUUCUGAAUCUGAUACCGAAAAUCAUACACCUCUCAGUGCCUUCAAUCAUAACUAUAGCAAUAUGAGAUUUGCUCUGAGGGAAACUUUGCUUUCAUUUGUUGUCAGUGGAGAUGAAGUUCAAGUUGCAGGCUCCUUAAAUGUUCUAGCAACAUUGUUGCAGACAAAAGAACUAGACGAGUCAAUGGUUGAUGCUCUUGGCAUACUUCCACAACGCAAACAACAUAAAAAGAAACUGCUGCAAGCCUUGGUUGGGGAAGAUUCUGCAGAAGAGCAACUUUUCUCAUCAGAAGGUGCUAAGGUCAAAGAUGGCAUUAGUGGCGAACUUGACCUCUAUCUGCAAAAAUUGAAGCAGGAGUAUGCGGGAAUUUCAUGUGCACACCCAGAGGUUGGAGCGAGUCCUCGCGUGCAUAGAUUUCAAGUACUCGAUUCGUUGGUUAGUCUCUUCUGCAGAUCAAAUAUCUCUGCAGAAACAUUGUGGGAUGGUGGUUGGCUUUUGCGGCAGUUGUUACCUUACAGCAAAGCGGAGUUCAACAGCCAUCAUCUUACUUUGCUCAGAGAUUCGUUUCACCAUUGCACUGCUCGUGUUCUAGAGGAGGCUAGAGGAACGUGGUCUGAUUUAUUAUUGGGAGUUAUUUGUGAUGAGUGGAGAAAGUGCAAAAGAGCAAUCGAGGCAUCUUCUCCGCGAAAAGAUCCAAAGUGUAUUCUAUUGCCGCCAUUCAAAUCUGCCAAUGACGAGCAUGCAUCAUCUGAAUCAUCAUUUGCUGCUGGAGAGAGAAUGUGUGAAGCAGUGAAGGUUUUUGCGCUGCUUCAUCAUCUCCACAUUUUCUCGCUUGGUAAAGUUUUGCCAGAUCAACCUCCUGUAUUCUGUUCUGUUGAUACUCCAGAGAAGUCCAGAGCAAGGAUUGCUGGUUUACAUCUUCCAGAACUUAAACCAAAUGCUGAAAUAAACCUUGUUGGUGCAAUUCCUUGUCGAAUUGCAUUUGAAAGGGGUAAAGAACGCCAUUUCUACUUUCUAGCCCUCUCUAUGGGUAGCUCAGGUUGGCUUGUCCUUGCGGAGGAAUUACCAGUGAAACCAGGACGAGGAUUGGUACGAGUUGUGGCACCAUUGGCCGGAUGUAAGCCAAGAGUAGACGAUAAACAUUUAAGGUGGCUGCACCUUCGAAUCCGUCCUUCCUCAUUCCCAUUUACUGAUACUGCUACGUAUACUGCCCAUGGCAAGGUAAAAUCUAAAGCUUUGGUUGAUGGAAGGUGGACUCUGGCGUUCCGGGAUGAGAAAUCCUGCAAGAAUGCAAUGUCCAUGGUUGAAGAGGAAAUGGAGUUGCAGAGUUGCAUGGUGGAGAAAAGCCUAGAACCUGUACUCGAACUAGAACAAAGUACAGACCAUUCGCAACUGUCUGAGCAUGUAGAGGAUGACAACACAGUGUGAAAGCGGAGCUCAUGUUAUUUUUUUGCAGAGGUUUCAAACGCUCGGUUAGUUUUCAGUGUCUCAGCCUCAUGUAUGUGAGUUGUUCAAAAGGAAUCAUCAGGCACAGAAAUGUAUAAUAGGGCAUGUAGUAGUUAGUGCCAUUCUUUGUAUGUAAAUAUAUAUACGCUGUGUCUUUUGUAUUUGAGAUUCUGUGACUAAUUAAUCUGAUCUGAGGGAGCCCAGUUUAGAUGUUGCUUCAACCUAUUUAUGAGCUUUUGUAACAUUACAGAGUUUUUCAAGAGCUAAUAAAAGAGAAGUUCAUUUUUGUCA